Messenger RNA from Quercus lobata, 654 nucleotides. RefSeq names its product protein MAIN-LIKE 2-like. The record is from RefSeq and is a predicted model, not a curated record. Gene Ontology annotation, biological process: meristem maintenance; meristem development. Lineage: Eukaryota; Viridiplantae; Streptophyta; Magnoliopsida; Fagales; Fagaceae. The transcript has 2 exons. The coding region runs from base 1 to 654 and encodes 217 amino acids.
AUGGAGCCUUGGAUCAAAGAGGAGCCAGAGAUUGUGCGCCCUGGUCCGCUUGAUGAGAGUCAUUGUUGGCGACAACGAUAUCAUCGAUCAGAGGACAAUUGGAAUGGCAAGGACCUGGGCCCACUUACGUGCCGUGGUCACACUAAGGAGAUGGCAAACAUUCAGAUGCAAGAUAAUCGAGUGAUUGACAUUAUCAAGUUGCUAAGACUGGAAGGAUUGUUUAGGGCCCCUUCCAGAGAGAUAGAUCAUUGCCUAAUAUCGGCUCUAAUUGAGCGAUGGCGGCCGGAGACUCAUAUGUUCCAUUUUCCACAUGGUGAGAUGUCAAUCACCCUACAAGAUGUGGAGGUCAUUUUCGAACUUCCUAUAGACAGUGAGGUCUUGGUUGGGCCGACUACUGUGGUUGAUGGGGAUUGGAGGCGACUGUGCAUGGAGUUGCUUGGUUUUACUCCGACGAAUGACAAAAAAGUUUUGGUGGGGCAAAGAAUUCUCAUUAACCGCCUUGUUGACGCUAUUGUAGAGCCACUGCCUCAUGACGCAACGGAGGUUCAGAUACAUCAGUAUGUCCGGUGCUAUAUUUUAGCGCUACUAGGGGAUAAGCUUUUCGUGAACAAGUCGGGAGAUAAGGUGCAUCUGAUGUUGUUGGAGUUCCUAUGA